AUGCUACGCUCGACGGCCUCAUCCGUACUCGCCAGGGUCAAGCCCAGCCCACGACUCGCCAGCCGGACAUUCGCCAGCAGCUCGUCCCGCGCCCGCAUCAUCUCCACCCAGCCCGUCAAGGCCUCCGAGACGAGCUCCAAGUUCGCCAACGGCAAGUACCCGGUCAUCGACCACGAGUACGAUGCGAUCGUCAUCGGCGCCGGCGGGGCCGGGCUCCGGGCCGCCUUUGGACUCGCCGAGGCCGGCCUCAACACGGCCUGUAUCACCAAACUCUUCCCCACCCGGUCCCACACGGUGGCUGCCCAGGGUGGCGUUAAUGCUGCCCUAGGAAACAUGACCGAGGACGAUUGGCGCUGGCAUAUGUACGACACCGUCAAAGGCUCGGACUGGCUCGGAGAUCAGGACGCGAUCCAUUACAUGUGCAAGGAGGCCCCCCAGGCGGUCAUCGAGCUCGAACACUUCGGCGUGCCCUUCUCGCGGACUAAGGAGGGAAAGAUCUACCAGCGAGCCUUUGGGGGCCAGUCGUUGAAGUACGGCAAGGGCGGACAAGCCUACCGAUGUGCCGCGGCAGCCGACCGGACCGGCCAUGCGAUCCUCCACACUCUUUACGGCCAAUCCCUCCGCCACAACACCAACUUCUUUGUCGAGUUCUUCGCGCUCGAUCUGAUCAUGGACGAUGCUGGUAACUGCGUGGGUGUGACGGCCUAUAACCAAGAGGAUGGCACCCUCCACCGUUUCAGGGCACACCAGACUGUCCUUGCCACCGGUGGUUACGGCCGUGCCUACUUCUCCUGUACCAGUGCCCACACCUGUUCUGGGGACGGUAACGCCAUGGUCACCCGGGCUGGAUUGCCCUUACAAGAUCUCGAAUUCGUCCAGUUCCAUCCCACCGGUAUCUACGGUGCCGGAUGUCUGAUCACCGAAGGAUCUCGAGGAGAGGGCGGAUACUUGCUAAACUCACAGGGAGAGAGAUUUAUGGAACGAUAUGCCCCAACAGCCAAAGACUUGGCCUCCCGAGACGUUGUCUCACGAUCGAUGACGAUCGAAAUCAGGGAAGGCAGAGGCGUUGGACCUGACAAGGAUCACUGCUACCUUCAGCUCUCCCAUCUCCCCCCGGAAGUCCUCCACGAGCGUCUUCCCGGAAUCUCUGAAACUGCUGCUAUCUUUGCUGGUGUCGACGUCACUAAGGAACCAAUUCCAGUCUUACCAACUGUGCACUACAACAUGGGAGGAAUCCCAACAAACUACCAUGGCCAAGUUCUAACACAAGACCCGAAGACGGGGGCCGACAAGAUAGUACCCGGACUGUAUGCGGCGGGAGAGGCAGCAUGUGUAUCUGUGCACGGAGCGAACAGACUAGGGGCGAACUCACUGCUGGAUAUCGUUGUUUUCGGGCGGGCGUGUGCCAAGCACAUCUCAGCGAACAUGGAGCCAGGCAAGCCGCACAAGACGAUGCCGGAGGAUGCAGGAAUGAAGUCGAUCGAGGACCUCGACAAGCUCAGGAACGCUAGCGGCCCUAAGCCCACCGCGCAGAUCCGUAACGAGAUGCAGCGAGUCAUGCAGAACGACGCCGCCGUUUUCCGUACCCAAUCUAGCUUGGAAGAGGGCGUCAAGAAAAUCCACAAGGUCGUCGACUCGUUCAAGGAUGUCGGAGUGACUGAUCGAAGCAUGAUCUGGAACACUGAUUUGGUCGAGACCUUGGAGCUCCGAAACUUGUUGACAUGUGCAGCCCAGACGAUGUCCUCUGCCGAAGCGCGAAAGGAAUCAAGAGGCGCUCAUGCGCGCGAGGAUUUCCCGGAACGAGAGGACGACAGCUGGAUGAAACACACCUUGUCGUGGCACAACCCUGAGUCUGGCGAGCCCGUCAAAUUGACCUAUCGUGAUGUCAUCAGCACCACCUUGGAUGAAAACGAGUGCAAGAGUGUUCCGCCGUUCAAACGAACCUACUGA
Messenger RNA from Puccinia triticina, 1950 nucleotides. RefSeq lists its product as uncharacterized. The transcript has 8 exons. The record is from RefSeq and is a predicted model, not a curated record. Gene Ontology annotation, molecular function: succinate dehydrogenase (quinone) activity; flavin adenine dinucleotide binding; electron transfer activity. Gene Ontology annotation, biological process: tricarboxylic acid cycle; mitochondrial electron transport, succinate to ubiquinone. The coding region runs from base 1 to 1950 and encodes 649 amino acids. NCBI's taxonomy places the organism in Eukaryota, Fungi, Basidiomycota, Pucciniomycetes, Pucciniales, Pucciniaceae.